Messenger RNA from Galeopterus variegatus (Sunda flying lemur), 2501 nucleotides. RefSeq names its product regulatory factor X, 2 (influences HLA class II expression) (gene RFX2). The record is from RefSeq and is a predicted model, not a curated record. Bases 5 to 2167 code for a protein of 720 amino acids. Gene Ontology annotation, cellular component: nucleus. The transcript has 17 exons. Gene Ontology annotation, molecular function: DNA-binding transcription factor activity, RNA polymerase II-specific; RNA polymerase II cis-regulatory region sequence-specific DNA binding. Lineage: Eukaryota; Metazoa; Chordata; Mammalia; Dermoptera; Cynocephalidae. Gene Ontology annotation, biological process: regulation of transcription by RNA polymerase II.
GAGCAUGCAGAAUUCCGAGAGUGGAUCGGAUUCACCAGCUUCCGUGCGUCCGUCGGCGGCAGCCCAGCCUGUGCCCGCCUCCCCGCAGAGGGUGUUGGUCCAGGCAGCGGGCUCCACUACCAAAGGAGCUCAGAUGCAGCCAAUCUCCCUCCCUAGAGUUCAGCAGGUGCCACAGCAGGUACAGCCUGUGCAGCACGUGUACCCCGCCCAGGUGCAGUAUGUGGAAGGGGGAGACGCUGUCUAUACCAAUGGAGCCAUACGCACGGCCUACGCCUACAACCCAGAGCCUCAGAUGUACUCCCCCAGCAGCGCAGCUUCCUACUUCGAGUCCCCAGGUGGUGCCCAGGUGACCGUGGCAGCCUCGUCCCCACCAGCGGUGCCCUCCCACAGCAUGGUGGGCAUUGCCAUGGAUGUUGGAGGGAACCCCAUCGUCUCCAGCGCGGGAGCCUAUCUCCUCCACGGGGGGAUGGAUGGCUCGAGGCACUCCCUGGCCCACACGUCCCGCUCUUCACCAGCCACGCUUGAAAUGGCGAUUGAAAACCUCCAAAAAAGCGAAGGAAUCACAUCACACAAAAGCGGUUUACUCAACAGCCAUCUCCAGUGGCUGUUAGAUAAUUACGAAACCGCUGAAGGCGUGAGUCUACCCCGAAGCUCCCUUUACAACCAUUACCUGCGGCACUGCCAGGAACACAAGCUCGACCCCGUGAAUGCUGCUUCCUUUGGGAAACUGAUCCGGUCUGUGUUUAUGGGCCUGAGGACACGGAGGCUGGGAACCAGGGGCAACUCCAAGUACCAUUACUAUGGGAUCCGGCUGAAGCCAGACUCCCCCCUGAACCGGCUGCAGGAGGACACGCAGUACAUGGCUAUGCGGCAGCAGCCCAUGCACCAGAAGCCCAGGUACCGGCCAGCCCAGAAGACAGACAGCCUUGGGGACAGCAGCUCCCACAGCAGCCUGCACAGCACGCCCGAGCAGGCCAUGGUUGCGCAGAGCCAGCACCACCAGCAGUACAUAGACGUCUCCCAUGUCUUCCCGGAGUUCCCGGCGCCUGACCUGGGCAGCGUCCUGCUGCAGGACAGUGUCACUCUGCACGACGUCAAAGCCCUGCAGCUGGUGUACAGGCGGCACUGCGAGGCCACUUUAGACGUUGUAAUGAACCUCCAGUUUCACUACAUCGAAAAGCUGUGGCUCUCCUUCUGGAACUCUAAAGCCUCCUCCAGUGAUGGCCCCACCUCUCUACCUACCAGUGAUGAAGAGCCCGAAGGUGCCACCCUCCCCAAGGACAAGCUCAUCUCUCUGUGUAAAUCUGACCCCAUCCUCAAGUGGAUGAGGAACUGCGACCACAUCCUCUACCAGGCGCUGGUGGAGAUCCUCAUCCCCGACGUGCUGCGGCCGGUCCCCAGUACCCUGACCCAGGCGAUCCGUAACUUUGCCAAGAGCUUGGAAGGCUGGCUGACCAAUGCCAUGAGUGACUUCCCACCACAGGCCAUCCAGACCAAGGUCGGCGUCGUCAGUGCCUUCGCCCAGACUCUGCGGAGAUACACGUCCCUCAAUCACCUCGCUCAGGCGGCCCGGGCGGUGCUUCAGAACACGUCCCAGAUCAACCAGAUGCUCAGCGACCUCAACCGCGUGGACUUUGCUAACGUGCAGGAGCAGGCCUCAUGGGUGUGCCAGUGCGAGGAGAGCGUGGUACAGCGGCUGGAGCAGGAUUUCAAGCUGACCCUGCAGCAGCAGAGCUCCCUGGACCAGUGGGCCAGCUGGCUGAACAAUGUGGUCACCCAGGUCCUGAAGCAGCAUGCAGGCAGCCCCAGCUUCCCCAAGGCCGCCCGGCAGUUCCUACUGAAGUGGUCCUUCUACAGCUCCAUGGUGAUCCGGGACCUGACCCUGCGCAGUGCUGCGAGCUUCGGUUCCUUCCACCUCAUCCGCCUGCUCUAUGAUGAGUACAUGUUCUACCUGGUCGAGCACCGUGUCGCCGAGGCAACUGGAGAGACGCCAAUCGCUGUCAUGGGAGAGUUCAACGAUCUCGCCUCCCUGUCACUGACGCUGCUUGACAAAGAUGACAUCAGUGACGAGCGUGGCAGCGAGGCCGAGGCAGAUGCCCGCAGCCAGGGCGAGCCUCUCGUGAAGCGUGAGCGCAGCGACCCCAACCACCCCCUGCAGGGCAUCUAGCACCUGGUGCCUUCCACGAGGUUCCCGAGGAUGCCGCCCGGCCACUCAGGGAGCCUGGACUCCGUCAGCUCUGCUGCAUUAGUGCCUCUUAGAUGAUGGAAUGUUUACUGAGACUCAGGGGGACUCCCGGGGUCAGUGUGCCCUUCCAGGAUGACAUGCUGUUCAAGAAGAAAAAUGAUUGUUAAUAUCGAAGAAGUUCAUAUCGGGGGCUGUGUUCUGAGUGUACUGAGUGCUACACCAGGACACCUGUCCCUUACACAGAACAAACCCUUCUCUGCUGGAAUUGUGAACUCUGGCCCAAGUCCCUUUAAGAGCUGAGAGUUGCUACCUUCCA